Messenger RNA from Branchiostoma belcheri (Belcher's lancelet), 2157 nucleotides. Its product is annotated as ras and EF-hand domain-containing protein homolog. Gene Ontology annotation, molecular function: calcium ion binding; GTP binding; GTPase activity. The record is from RefSeq and is a predicted model, not a curated record. Lineage: Eukaryota; Metazoa; Chordata; Leptocardii; Amphioxiformes; Branchiostomatidae. Bases 94 to 1842 code for a protein of 582 amino acids. The transcript is spliced from 17 exons.
GCUAAUUAUUCCACACGAGCGCGCCAGAACGUUUCGUAAUAUGGUAAUCCUUAAUCCCUGAUCAGGAUUCAAUGUGGCAGGAAACAAUCCAAGAUGGACGACAUUCCACUUCCGCCCGGGCUGCUGACGUCACGCGCUAAAAGGAUGGCCCAGAAUAUCUUCUCGCUGUGUGACGUAGACGACAAGGGUUUCAUUACUAUGAGAGACCUGGAGAUCGCUCUCUCAGAAUACAGCGAGCUGUGCCUCACUCCGGAGCAGGUCGAGUACGUCUUCAGCCUCCUGGACACCCAGCGGUCGGGCCGCCUGCACCGCGACCAGUUCGUGUCGGCGUUCGAGCGUUUUUUGAUGAUAGAUCACAGCCAGAUGAUGCUCGGCACCGGCAACAUGGAGGACGGGCUGGACGAGAUGUAUGAGUCCCAGACGCCGCCUGUGUCUCCCGAUAUACUCACGCUACAGGCCGAGUGGGACUCCUUCCUCAGAAGCGUUGGAGGGAACGUGUUACUAGAGGGUAACAAUGACCUGCAGGGCCUGUGGCAGCGGCUGCGGCAGGACGAGCCCGAGCUGCUGCGGCCGUUUGAAGUGUUCCUGCGGAACGCCAUCUGUGAGAUCUACGAGAUGCAGACCAAGUGUGACAGCGUCGUGCGAAGUAAGUCCAUGCUGCAUAGUCAGGAAGUGAAGAGAUUGUACGAGGAGAUGGAGGUCCAACUGUCGAAAGAAAGGGAGAAGAUCAGAGUGGAGGUGGAAGAAAGAAUGCGAGUGGAACUGGCGAGAAAACUUGAAGAAAAGGAUGACCAACUUCGAGAACUGAACCAAAGGCGAAAAGAGUUAGAACUGAUGCUGAAGGACCUCGACCACAGAGAAAAGGAAAAGGACAAAAGAUACCAAGAGCUGGAGGAGAUGAUAGCAGAGCUGACUGUUAAAGAAGCGCAGAUCAUGAAGGAGAACGAAGUGCUACAGAGGGAAAACUUGAAACUACAAGCCCAGUUGGACGAGUCCCUUCAUAGUCUGGAGGAAAGUCAGGAACUCUGUAUUCAGAUGCAGGAGAAGCUACAGAAGGAACGAGCGCUACUGUCCAGAGACUACGAGGACGCUGUUAUGGAAAACGAAAGGAAGGCGAAAGAAAGAGAUGACUUGGAAUUUCAGCUACAGAAACUGAAACAGAAGAUGUCAGAGGAGAGAGCUGAUGAGCUGUCCAAAAUCGCGCAUGAAGUGGAGUGUGACACAACGUCUCAGGCCGUACGAACACCUGACAGGUGCUUCAAGAUCAUCCUUGUGGGAGACUCAGGUGUGGGGAAGACCAGCUUCAUCCACAGGUUCUGUAAAAACACCUUCAGCCCCAAGAGACAAGUCACAGUAGGGAUAGGGUACUACAUGAAGACCAUGGUGACGGCAAACUCCAUCAUAUCUCUACAGAUCUGGGACACGGCAGGCCAAGAACGGUUCCGCAGCAUCCCGAACUCUUACUUCAGAAAGGUGGACGGGGUCAUGCUGCUGUACGACCUGACGUGCGAGGAAUCCUUCAAGAACGUCAAUAACUGGAUGCAGGACAUUCAGAGUGGGGUGGACGAAGGGAACGCCACGGCUGUGACAGUCCUGGUGGCGAACAAGCACGACUUGGCGGAGAAACACCGGAUCGUGAGCGAGGCUGCAGGCAGAAACCUGGCAAAGGAGUACGACGCGCUGUUCGUUGAGACGAGUGCCAAGCUGGGAACAAACGUCGCGCAGUCUUUUGAAAUCCUGACAAGAAAGCUACAGGAGAGAGAGGACGAACAGAUCAGAAGCCUCCCUAUCGACGACAGACAACAACAGGAGGCGGCCAAGAGAAAGAAGAAAUGCUGCUGAACGUUAACGGUGGUGUGACACCCCAACAACCAAACACAAACAAAAACACAUAUGUGAAUACGUCAUUCCCUUAUAUAACGGUCAUAAAGACUUAAAAGAGUGCCAGUUGAUUCUAUGAGUCCACACUGACUAGAGAGAGAGAAGCAACAAAAUUCACUCCGUCCGAUGAUAAUAUACGUAAUCCCACAGUAUACUAUAAUAGUGAGGUGGGUUUAUGUGAUUCUGUACGGAAAGCAUGUUCCUUUAUCGUGCCAUUAUCAUCUACAUGUAUAUCUGGAGACGUGGAAAGCUUGAUGUUUAAAACAGGCUACUCAA